Chiloscyllium plagiosum (whitespotted bambooshark) is the source of this 2067-nucleotide messenger RNA. RefSeq names its product peptidylprolyl isomerase D (gene ppid). Gene Ontology annotation, biological process: protein peptidyl-prolyl isomerization; protein folding. Gene Ontology annotation, molecular function: protein binding; cyclosporin A binding; peptidyl-prolyl cis-trans isomerase activity. NCBI's taxonomy places the organism in Eukaryota, Metazoa, Chordata, Chondrichthyes, Orectolobiformes, Hemiscylliidae. The record is from RefSeq and is a predicted model, not a curated record. Gene Ontology annotation, cellular component: cytoplasm; cytosol.
AGCGGAUGUCCGGUUGACUAGCGGAAGUUGUUUACACACAUGCCCCGGCCUCGGUGGUUUGAGCUCGGUCAGUUGUCAUGUCGAAUCCCUCUCCGAAAGUCAAGCCGUCUUCGGCGGCUAACCCGCGGGUCUACCUGGACGUCGGCAUCGCGGGGGAGACAGCUGGACGGAUAAUUCUGGAACUGUUUGCUGAUGUCUGUCCUAAAACAGCUGAGAAUUUUCGUGCUUUAUGCACUGGAGAGAAGGGAAUUGGGCCAACCACUGGUAAACCUCUGCAUUUCAAAGGCUGUCCUUUCCACAGGAUAAUAAGGAAGUUUAUGAUACAAGGAGGAGACUUUUCUAAUCAGAAUGGAACUGGAGGAGAAAGUAUCUAUGGAGAGAAAUUUGAAGAUGAAAGUUUCCAUUACAAGCAUGAUCAGGCAGGAUUGCUGAGCAUGGCCAAUGCAGGACCAAACACCAAUGGUUCACAAUUCUUCAUCACAACUGUGCCAACACCUCACCUAGAUAACAAACAUGUUAUGUUUGGUCAGGUGCUAAAAGGAAUGGGAGUAGUAAAGAUGCUGGAAAAUGUCGAAGUGAAAGAUGAGAAGCCUAUAAAGCAAUGUUCUAUAACAAACUGUGGUGAGAUUAAAGAAGGCGAUGACUUGGGUCUAGCUCCUGCUGAUGGAUCAGGAGAUGCAUACCCAGACUUCCCAGAAGAUAUUGAUGGUGGUAUGAAUGAUAUUGAUAAAAUCAUACAGAUUGCAGAAGACUUAAAGACCCUAGGGAAUAACUUCUUUAAAUCCCAAAACUGGACGCAGGCAGACAAGAAGUACACCAAGGCUUUAAGAUAUGCAGCCACUUUAAGAGAUGAAAUUGAUGAUGAAGAAUCAACAGAGAAGCUGGAAUCAAUUAAAAAUCUGGAAUCUAUAUUAUUAAGUUGUAAUCUGAACAUUGCUGCAUGCAAGCUGAAACUUUCUGACUGGGAUGCUGCCAUUGAAAGCUGUGAUGAGGCUCUUGAAAUUAAUCAGUCAAACACAAAGGCACUUUACAGAAGAGCUCAGGCUUGGCAAGCAAAGAAGGAUUAUGAUCAGGCACUGGAUGAUCUGAAGAAAGCUCAGGACAUUACACCUGAAGACAAAGCUAUAAGCAAUGAAAUACUCCGGGUGAAGCAAAAGAAAAAAGAAAUAAAAGAGAAAGAAAAGGCAACUUAUGCAAAAAUGUUUGCUUGAUAAAAUACUUUUGUUUCGUAGUUCUAAAUAGUUCAUUAGGCUUCUGUUUUGUCUUAAUCUUCUGAGGACAGUGUUGGAUUGUUUUUUGGAUGUGUAGUCUGUUUUACAGACAAGUGCACGCUAACUAACAAAGGUUAGGGACUAACAUUGUAGACAAAAGCUGAGAUUCAGCUGUGCUGCUUACACCUUGUUUUCAAAUAUCUGUUGCAGUGGAACUGUUAAAGAUAUUGGGUAUUAAAAUAAAUAUCAAGAACGAAGAUCUGAACUGUUUUUCCCUGCAAGGUAUUGAUUAUUUCUAUUUAUGAAUUUCUUCACUUAAUGAAUAAAUAGUAGAAGUAUUGUACAAAAAAAAGACUGUGAUUCACUGUUCCUGUCUGAAGAGUUUAUAUGUUUUUUUAAAAACCUUGCUCAUGUAUGGUUAUUUAUGAUUUGAAGAUCCUAAUCUGGUUGGUUGUCUGUAAAGAUUUGCAAUCCAAAUAUCUUUUCAGAAAGCUGUGGUUACCUAAUUCAUAUACAGAGGACAGUUCUUAAAAAUUAUUAUAUCUAUCAUAUAAAUCCUUUUUAUGCCAACAAAGAGUUUGUCCUAGCCUUCAGAUGAUACAAUUGUAAAUUGCAUGAAAGGUGGUUACAGAUGAAUAGCAAUCUUCACUAUUCUGAAGAGGUCGAAAGGGAUAAUUACCCAUUUUUAUUGAAAACUGACUUUGCAUUCUGCUCCUUGCAGCUUUUCAUCUUUUGUCAGCUUUAUUUUCUUUGAAGGUGAUAUUAUAUUGGAUAUUCAUCCAGUUGCUUUUUAAGUUCUGUAAUUCUUUUUUCCCUUUUCCUGCAAAGACACAGAAUAAACAUGGUACAAAAGUCA